UCAUGAAGUGUAUACAAGACGAUUGGAAGUUGGGCUGGUUCGAGAGAAUUAGCUACGUUUUCUUAGUGACUUUUUAUUGUUUUUCGAAGCACGCCUCUGUAUCGGCGCUUGAUAAUUCAACCAACACGUUUGUCGAGAGAUCUCGAGUAGACUGCAGCCUGCGCAAAGAUAUAAUCACUUGCGGGAAAUACAAAGUUGCCAGGUGGCUUCAUGACAUUGUGAGGGAGAAGGAAUACAGCUAUGGUUCCCUGCGUAUUGUGAGAAUCCCAUCCAUAUCUGGACAACCGAUACUCCCAAAGUUACCACAGUCACGUGUGUUCAAAACCGAUGCGGUCGAGGCCUUGAACUUCGUCAGGGACUGCUUGGAGGAUCUGUUGACGAAACGAGCUUUGGUUUACACGGUCGACAACUCUGCCACUGGUAGGAGUUUUGGUAGCGCGCCUAUGAUCAUGGACGAGGAUGAACUCAUUGAAAUGAAGAGCAGAAAAUACCCUGCUGAUAACUGGAGACUUCUGAAGAAGAAAUCCUCCAUAAUCGUUCCUCUUCUAAUCCUAUUAAACCUACUGAAAGUGAAACUGUUGCUUCUACCCAUUUUCCUCAGUGUUCAUUUCAUCAAGAAGCUACUAGUGCUAGCUUCCAUCAUCGUUCCCUCGUUAUUGGCGCGUCUCAAGAUUUGCAAACUCGCGAAUUCACAUUACCAGGGUUACCCUUAUCACAUGUGGGGUACGGCCGCUGAUGCACCCGUCGAUUAUCCAACAGGAUACGGUCAAGAGGAGCCAUGGUCUCACAGAAGCGAUUACGCCCCAGUAAACUCUCCUUACAUGGGAUUCCAGGGUUAUCGCAAUCCCUAUGGAUGAAAUUAGGGAGCACGGAAAAACAUCACCGAUCAACUUCAACUUGCCAUUGCAUCGAAACUCAAACGGACGAACCACGAUCGUGCACCUUCCGCUUUCUUCUCUUAGCAACUUUCGACUGUGUUCUCUACGCAUUUGCGGUUUUCUUCUCGCGACUCGCUAAUCCCCUUUCUUCAUUCCUAAACAUCCUAAUUACGAGGCGACAAACUACAAACGAGUUAUAUUUAGCAAUGAUCAUCGAGUGCGUUCCUCGUCGCGAAAUGACUUUCACACGCCAUGCUCGCUACCGUUACAAAAUUGGUAACGAGCAUCGCCGUACGUAAACGUCGAACUCACGAACACGCGUCUGAUGAUUUUCUUCUGCAAACUGCAGAAACUGUUCGCGAGUAUUGUUGCGUAGCACGCGAGCUUUCAACGUCGUGUGUGAAUAUUUGUGUACCGUGAUCUAAUAAAAUCGAAUUCGCGAACAACAACGCCUCGCGUGAUGUCAACGCUGAUCACUUCCGGGCUAAUAAUUGGAAGGCGGGGUUGAAGCGUGUGGCCUGUUCGAGAAUGUACAGACGCGUAGUUUGUAUAGUAGCGAGCGAUCGUCAGCGAUCAGAUAGUAGAUAACUUUUGGUUAAAUAAAAUUACGUAU
Molecule: messenger RNA, 1491 nt
Organism: Bombus pascuorum
Lineage: Eukaryota; Metazoa; Arthropoda; Insecta; Hymenoptera; Apidae
Exons: 4
Coding region: 3-857 (284 amino acids)
Source: RefSeq, a predicted model, not a curated record